ACCGACAUCGAAGAGAGAGUUGAGCGACGGGAAGGAAACGAGAUUCCACUUAACUGAUAUUUGCUUUCAGGAUCGAAACCCUGAUUGCUCGAAACCCUAAGGGCGAGGAGAAGGAGAAGCAGGUGGAAGGGGAAAGGAAGGAUUUCAGCAGAAUGGAGGUCGGCCCCAUUACCGUUGUCCUCAAGGUUGAGAUGCACUGCAAGGGUUGUGCUCAGAAAGUCCGGCGAUCCGUCAAAGGAUUCAAAGGCGUUGAGGGGGUGGCGUCGGACGUUACGGAGAGCAAGUUGACAGUGAUUGGAAAGGUGAAUCCAAUUGAGCUUCGAAACCGUUUAGAGAGCAAGAUGCAUAAGAAGGUAGAGCUCAUCUCCCCUGCUGUCGCCGUUAAAAAGGAGAAGGAGAGCUCUAAAGUUGAUGGAAACGAAGGAGCCAAAGAUCAAAAGCCAGACCAGAGCAAGGAACAGAAGAAAGCCGACGAUAAAAAGCCAAAUGAGCCCUCAUUGUCAUCGGUGACUCUCAAGAUCCGGUUACAUUGCCAGGGCUGCAACGAACGAAUCAGAAAGCAGAUUAACAAAAUCAAAGGAGUUGAGAGUGUUUCAUUUGACUCUGAGAAGGAUCUGGUUACCGUGAAAGGAAGCAUGGACGUGACUACCCUGCCUGGGUUUUUGAUGGCGAAGCUGAAUAGGGGAGUAGAGAUCGUGAAUCCAAAGAAAGAUGGAGAUGGUGAUAAGGAGAAAAGCGAGAAAAAGAAGGGCAGCGAAGGGCAGGAUGCGGCGAAGACUGUAACGGCAGCACCAGCAGCACCGGCAACACCGGCAUCAAUGGAGGCAAGGAAGAUGGAUUACUACCGUAGCUUUGGCUUUCCGCACCACAGCGAGAUAAUUGUAGGACCGCAGCUCUUCAGCGACGAGAACCCCAAUGCGUGCUCCAUCAUGUGAUUCGCGACUGGCAUUUUUCUUUUUCAGUAUUGUAAAUAUGGAUAUAUAUGUUCUAGAAAAAAAAUGUUAAAACAUGGAGUCGUAAAUUGCUGAUUCGUACUCAUCUCUCAAUAUUGAUUUUUGCGCUUUAUUUUCCCUGGUUUUUUGGAUUGAA
Phalaenopsis equestris is the source of this 1089-nucleotide messenger RNA. Its product is annotated as heavy metal-associated isoprenylated plant protein 3-like. Lineage: Eukaryota; Viridiplantae; Streptophyta; Magnoliopsida; Asparagales; Orchidaceae. The coding region runs from base 153 to 935 and encodes 260 amino acids. The transcript is spliced from 4 exons. Gene Ontology annotation, molecular function: metal ion binding. The record is from RefSeq and is a predicted model, not a curated record.